Molecule: messenger RNA, 336 nt
Organism: Rotaria sp. Silwood2
Lineage: Eukaryota; Metazoa; Rotifera; Eurotatoria; Philodinida; Philodinidae
Source: the annotation of a GenBank genome assembly
AUGUUUUUCUUUUUUCCUUUUCUUCAUGGACUUGUGACGAAUACAACAUGUAGAAGAUUAGAAUUGCAGGGAAAUAGUAUUCAUGGAGCUGGCACUGCAACAUUAGCAAAAGUACUACGAAGAAAUAAAUCAUUACCAAAUUUACGACUUGAAUGGAAUCAAAUAGGUGCUAUGGAUUCUCCAGCUUUUAGUAGUUUUUGUGAUGCUUUUAGUGUUAAUAAAAGUUUAAUUGGACUCAAUUUACGUAAUAAUGAUACCAAUCAUGUCGGCGGUUCUGAAUUAGCAAUAGCAUUAAAACGAAAUGUGACAUUACGUGUAUUAGGUAUAAAAUUUUGA